AUGCCUACGCUGCCGGAUUCCUAUGAGAGCGUUGAGGCGUUGACAGAUGACCUGAACAACUUCAUUCAGACUCCCCUGGUCCGCCAAAUAACAGGCGGUAUACAUGUGAAUGACGCGUUCAUACACGAUGCUUGGAACACACUCCCACUAGAAUGGACAGCUUACUGGGACUCGGAGUCUCAGUCACGAGACCACCGCCUCAUGCAGCAAGACAUGAUCGACAGCAUCGACGAGGGUGAACACAGACUCUCAGGUACAAAAACACAUGAGACCAAUGCCAAGGAAACGUCGAAUCCUCCAGAUUCGCUCGUUAGGUGGCUUGGCCAGCUUAAGUCGGUCUCACUACCGCGCGCACAGCGCCAGGGACCAGUACUUGCCUUGCCCGAAGAAUUGACCCUCCACAUGAAAACGAAGAAGAGGAAUGAGGUCUCUGUUGCGGCCGCCUAUAUCCACCAACUCUGCCAGACGAAUAACCUCACGCGAGUUAUCGACAUGGGUUCCGGACAGGGCUACCUGUCCGUCACCCUCGCCUACCUCUUCCCCUCCCUCCGGAUCCUGGCCGUCGACGGCAGCGCGUCCCAGAUCGCCGGCUCGCAGGCCUUGGCCUCCUCUCUCGGUAUCCCAGAAGACAGGCUCAGACACCUUGUCCGCUACAUCGACGGCUCGAUGAGUCUGACUAAGGAGAUUGAGUGCUGGGCGGGUGGCGAGAGAUGUGUGCUCGUGGGCCUACACGCGUGCGGCAGUCUGUCCGAACACAUGCUGCGGUAUUUUGACAGAUGUGCCUCCAUUUCCCACCUGGCGGCUGUCGGGUGCUGCUAUAACCACAUCGUCAUGCGCUCCGAGGGAUGCCCGGACGGCUUUCCCAUCAGCGAGCGAUUGAGGGAUCGCGGAGUGACGCUGAGUCCCACGGCGCUGAUGACGGGCUGUCAGGCCCCGAACAACUGGGAGAGGCUGGAUCCGAACAAGGAGAGGUCGAGCUACGCCAGGAAACAGUUUUACCGGGCUCUGCUGGAGAAGAUGCUGUAUGACAAAGGGUUACAGGUGGACGAUGCCGACAACCACAGGCCGAACUGGGGCAUCAGGAAAGGCGAUCUGGCCACCUUUGAAAAGUUCACGCGCCGUGCGGUGCACUGUCUUGGCGUGAACCAGAGCAAGGUCUCGAGAGAAGACAUUGAGGCAUAUGAAGCUCGUUAUGCAGGCCAAGAGGGCAGGAUCGCCCUCCUGUGGACGCUUAGCGUCUUCUGCUGUAAGGCUGUCGAGAGCAUCAUCGCGCUGGAUCGCUACUGGUAUCUCGUGGAGCAUGCUGCUGAGAAGGUUGAUAUUGUUCCGAUCUUCGAGUACAAGAUAUCACCGCGGAACUUGAUGAUCGUCGCCGAGAAGGGGAGAGGAGCAUCUGUGUAA
Cryphonectria parasitica EP155 is the source of this 1401-nucleotide messenger RNA. RefSeq lists its product as uncharacterized. The transcript has a single exon. Bases 1 to 1401 code for a protein of 466 amino acids. The record is from RefSeq and is a predicted model, not a curated record. Lineage: Eukaryota; Fungi; Ascomycota; Sordariomycetes; Diaporthales; Cryphonectriaceae.